UCUGGCUGCUCUUCAACCCAAAGUGUUUUAUUCUCCUAUUCUAUUCUGAUCCAAGGAAGCUGUGACAAUCUAACGGCGAGUUCUCGAGAAAUAUCAAAAUGUCUAUAACAACGACGGCCAGCGCCAAAAGAUGGAUUCUUGGCGACAAGUUCGAGCAGAGGAUGCCGCACCACGAUGGAAUCAAGGCGCUGUGGGACACGAAAUGGAAAUUUCCCUGUACGAAAAGUGUCUAUCCUUUCCACGAUGGUAAAUUCGAGGAUUUUGAACCCGUAUUUGAACAUCUGAUCUCAAAUAAUAUAAACGAUGGAUACGGCGAUGCUUACACAGAAGCAUUCUUCCCGAUGGCAGAAAGCUUGACGCGCCAAGGAGACGAAGCUGCCUCUGCCAAUGAUCUAACGCGAGCGUCAGAAUUGUAUCUUCGAGCCGCAUGCUUGUAUCGUAUCUCUCGCUUCCCAUACAUCACCAGCUUCCCGGAAGUAAGCUCGGCGACGAAGUGGAAGGCAUGGCAGGCACAGAAGGAUGUAUACAUGAAAGCUGCGAGCAAGUGGCCCGCUCCUGUGAGAGAAGUGAUGAUCCCACAUACUUCCCGGGAGGGUGCUGAUCGAGGCACAAUCCCUGUCUACGUGCGUCUUCCUGAGAAAGGGGCCCAAGACGGCGGAAAAUUUCCUGUCGUGCUCUUAAUCACAGGUCUGGAUGGUUACCGGCCAGAUAACACCCAGCGAAGCGAUGAAUUCAUCGCCCGCGGAUGGGCUUGUGUUAUUGCAGAAAUUCCUGGAACGGCCGAUUGCCCAGCUGAUCCCAGUGACCCAAAUAGCCCGGACCGCCUCUGGACGAGUGUGCUAGAUUGGAUGGGAAAUCAAGGCACUUUUGAUAUGAAGCGUGUGAUGGUGUGGGGACUGAGUUGCGGUGGCUAUUAUGCUGUGAGGAUUGCACACACGCAUAAAGAGAGCCUGAAGGGUGCUGUCGCACAGGGCGCCGCAACCCACCUCUUCUUUGGUAGGGAUUGGAUGGAGAAGGCUGAUGGCCAUGAAUAUCCGUUUUCCCUUUGGCCCGCGAUGGCCAUGAAACAUGGUUAUGCCACAGCUGAGGAAUUCAUAGCCGGUGCGCAGAAGAAAUUCUCUCUGCUAGAGACUGGCAUUAUGGAGAAGCCAUCAACAAGGCUUCUGCUUAUCAAUGGAACUGAGGAUGGCCUCAUGCCAGUUGAGGACUCGAUGCUGCUUUUCGAAUACGGGACUCCAAAAGAGGCGAGAUUCUUCAGCAACGCACUACACAUGGGAUAUCCGAUGGCAAAUUCGUCGGUAUACCCGUGGAUGGAAAGUGUCAUGGCCAGUUAAUCCAAGGUAAGGGAUUCCAGAAGGGUCGAUUUUGGUUCUGGUCGUCAACUAUUCUUUACAAUCCGAAACCAUUAAUUGAAUACUCUGAAUACUUCUCAAAAAACCUUAUUCGUUUUGGAUAAAUUCUCAUUGUCCUGGUCGAUACUUGCUAGGCGCUCUUUGUUCCAUCUCUACAGUCAGACAUUGUGCUCAACUAUUGCUCUUGUCUGAACAUGCGUUGGUCUCAUAUUCCUGCACAGUGCUCGAGUAUCAGCAUCAAGAAAGAUAUCUUUAUCGGUUGAUCAAGGCCGCAUGUUUCAUUUCGCGUAGUUCACGUC
Messenger RNA from Amorphotheca resinae ATCC 22711, 1651 nucleotides. RefSeq lists its product as hypothetical. NCBI's taxonomy places the organism in Eukaryota, Fungi, Ascomycota, Leotiomycetes, Helotiales, Amorphothecaceae. Bases 99 to 1334 code for a protein of 411 amino acids. The record is from RefSeq and is a predicted model, not a curated record. The transcript has 6 exons.